Beauveria bassiana ARSEF 2860 is the source of this 1431-nucleotide messenger RNA. RefSeq names its product GTPase-activating protein ZNF289. Gene Ontology annotation, molecular function: GTPase activator activity. The record is from RefSeq and is a predicted model, not a curated record. The transcript is spliced from 3 exons. The coding region runs from base 1 to 1431 and encodes 476 amino acids. Gene Ontology annotation, biological process: COPI coating of Golgi vesicle. NCBI's taxonomy places the organism in Eukaryota, Fungi, Ascomycota, Sordariomycetes, Hypocreales, Cordycipitaceae.
AUGAGUGGCCUCGCGACGAAACAGCAGUCGCUCAAGAUUUUCGAGAAGCUCAAGUCCAAGCUACCUAACAAGACCUGCUUCGACUGUGGCCAAAACAACCCCACCUGGACUUCCGUCCCCUUUGGCAUCUAUCUGUGUCUCGACUGCUCUUCGAACCACCGCAACCUCGGUGUCCACAUCUCCUUUGUCCGCUCUACGAACCUUGAUCAAUGGCAAUGGGAACAGCUGCGAUUGAUGAAAGUUGGCGGCAAUGAGUCUGCCGCCAAGUUCUUCCGUGCCAACGGUGGCACCGCUGCCCUCAACAGCAAGGACUCCAAGACCAAAUAUCAGUCAAACGCCGCCACUAAAUACAAGGAGGAGCUGAAGCGACGCGCAGCCAAGGAUGCGCAGGCAUAUCCCGAUGAGGUUAUCAUCACGGAUGGUACUGAUGAGACCUCCGAUACACCGGCCGGAGAGCCAGAGGACGACUUCUUCUCGUCGUGGGAUAAGCCCGCCAUCAAGCGACCUACUCCUCCGAUCUCGCGUACCGCUACACCGCCUGUUGUCGGCCGCACGCCAUCGCCUUUCAUCAACGCCGGCAAAGACGGCUCCCGAUCCGCCUCGCCCCUGGCUAAGCCCGCUGCCACUCCUGAUGCCAAGCCUGCCACCAGUCGCACCUCAUCUGCGGCUCUGCGCAAGACGACCACCACAGGCGCCGCCCGCAAGACCAACGUGCUCGGUGCUAAGAAGACGACGAAGCUUGGAGCCAAAAAGGUUACUGGCGAUGUUAUCGACUUUGACGAGGCCGAGAAAAAGGCCAAGGAGGAGGCCGAUCGCAUCGCCAAGCUGGGCUAUGACCCCGAUGCGGAGGAAGAGCAGGCGCCUGCCAACUCGAGCUUUGCUGCCACCAUUAUCUCACCCACUCCAAUCAACCCUGCACAGGGUGGCUCCUCACAUAGCCGACAAAAAUCCAGCUCUGAGGUGGAAAGACUCGGUAUGGGUGUCGCCAGACUUGGCUUUGGCCAGAUUGGCGGUCCCAAGGCUGCUGCCGCUAGGGAGGCCAAAAAGAAUGCCGGCGGCUUUGGCUCUGUUGGGCCCGUCAAGGCUCCUGUUGAUGACUCUGAAAAUUAUGCUCGCAGCAAAUUCGGCGCCCAGAAGGGCAUCUCAUCAGACGAAUACUUUGGCAAGGGAACUUAUGACCCCAACCAGCAGGCCGAGGCCAAGACGCGCCUGCAAGGUUUUGAAGGCGCGACGUCAAUUUCUUCCAACGCCUACUUUGGUCGCCCGGAGGACGAGCCCGAGGAAGAGUAUGGCGAUCUAGAGUCGGCCGCCAAGGACUUUGUACGCAAGUUUGGCAUCACCGCCAGUGACGAUCUUGAGAAUCUGGGCAACCUGGUCGGUGAGGGUGCCACUCGUCUGCAAGGUGCGAUCCGUCAGUACCUUGGCAACUGA